Molecule: messenger RNA, 792 nt
Organism: Ambispora leptoticha
Lineage: Eukaryota; Fungi; Glomeromycota; Glomeromycetes; Archaeosporales; Ambisporaceae
Source: the annotation of a GenBank genome assembly
AUGGAAACCUUAAGUUUUCCAAAAUCACCAGAGAUUCAUCGUUUUAACGGUGGAAAACCACGUCGUUUCAUCGAUACACUAAAGAACAUUUUCAGAAAAUCGAAAAAAAACGGCAGCAACCCACAAGAAAAUGUAAUAACACCAGAAUCAACGAAAUUAAACAUUCUUCUCGAGUCAUUAUCACAGAUAAUUGAUCCUGGCGCAGAGGACCAACAUUAUUUAGCAAAAAUAGAAUCAUGGUUAGAAGAGUAUCGUCCACAAACUAAUCGCAAACAAGUAUUCAGACAACUGAAUCGAAUUGCAAAACAUUAUCACGAGUAUAACUGUCUGCUGGCAUUCUUUUAUCAACAUGGAAUCGGGACUCGCAUACACACGAAAAAAUCAUUCAAAUAUUAUAAACGCGGCGCCGAAAAUAAUGAUAAAUUUGCGCAGAAUCAAGUUGGAUGGUCAUAUCAGAAUGGGAUUGGAACAAAGCGAGAUUUUGAUAAGGCUUUUCGGUGGUAUACAGUUUCCGCGGAAGCUGGUGAUACUUCGGGUAUGUGCAAUCUGGCAUAUUGUUAUGUGGACGGGACUGGAACCGCUCGAGAUUUAAAUAAAGCGUUCUUUUGGUUCAAGAAGAGUGCGGAAUCUGGAAUUGCAGUGUCACAGUUUGCGUUGGCUGGUUGUUAUCGUAAUGGGCAAGGAACUCCUAAGGAUAUUCACAAAGCUUUAUUGUGGUAUCAAAAGGCUUUGAAACAUGGAUAUGAUUUCUGGCGGCUAGAUUUACAUCAAAUAUUGGUUGUGGGAUAUUAG